CUUGUGAAGUGUUGAGGGUUGUUUCUGUCAGUGCUGCUUCUAAAGUGGCACCGAGUGAACCGGAUGUUGUCUGAAUGUCAAAGAUGGCGCUGGGCAUGUCACGUUCAUGAGGUGAACACAGCUGAGGAGGAGAUGGCUCUGACCGAAUUAAAUCGCAGUGUGCGACAGCUGUUGGGUCAAAUUCAACGGUGUCGUCCGGUUGUAGCUACAAACCAGACAACUCGGUGUCUGAGUCAGGUAGCCUCUCAGCCUGAGCCCAGCGCGGACGAAAAUGAAGCCGUGAACCCAACCUUUAUGAACAGAAACCCCCGGAACCUGGAGCAGAUGGCUCUGGCUGUGAAGGACCGGGGCUGGAAGACGACCUGGCCCCACAGAGAGUUUUACCACAGGUUGGUAUUUUCUCGCACCCAGCAUCAUGUGACGGCACAAGUGUUCUCCAGCAGCUCUCCUUUCCCCGUGUUGACCUGCUCAACCACUGAGUGGGCGCUGAGGAAGGAGCUGGCUUCCACGAGGUGCGUGGCAGCGUGUCAGGCCGUUGGCGAGGUGCUGGCACGUCGAUGCCAACAAGCCGGCAUCACCAGGAUGGUGUACAGGGCCAUUCCCUGGACAUUCCGCUCUGAUGCUGUUCAGUCUUUCAGGACAGCAAUGAAAGAAGGAGGAAUCACCCUCAGUGAACCCAGAAGGAAGUACGUCGGGACCUAAAUUUAGGUGUCACAUCUGUUGUUUUGUAAAAAAUGUCGUCUAUAACCCUGACCAUAUCUGCUCUGUUGUGAAUUAUGACUGUUCUAAUCUGAAGAUGACUAGCACUAUGACAACAAGUGAAUCACAACACAAACAGAAUCAAAAUGAGCGCUGAAAGUAAAGUUUGAUGUCCCUGUGCUUCGUCUCUUGCCGAUAAAGUUUCUGAACAUGA
Molecule: messenger RNA, 913 nt
Organism: Lates calcarifer (barramundi perch)
Lineage: Eukaryota; Metazoa; Chordata; Actinopteri; Centropomidae
Gene: mrpl18
Product: mitochondrial ribosomal protein L18
Exons: 5
Coding region: 64-702 (212 amino acids)
Biological process (GO): translation
Cellular component (GO): ribosome; mitochondrion
Molecular function (GO): structural constituent of ribosome; 5S rRNA binding
Source: RefSeq, a predicted model, not a curated record